AUGGUCUUGCCGACAACAUCGAUGCUGGCACCGCACUGUCCAUCGAACUCGCAACGGCGCCACCAAUCUGCUGCUGGCGCCUCAAUUAGAAAUGAAUUGCUUUCAUCUGCGAAUCCGACUGGGUCCGGAUUUUCUGCACAGCCCUCCGCAGUCGGUUUGCAGACGAACAGUCUGCUGGGUCAUGCAGGUGCCGAUCAAAUGAUGGCACCGGCAAAAAGGAAACCAGCAUUAAAUGCUUAUGGCGAUUCUGAAUCGGAUAGCGAUGACGAAGAUUUGGGCCACGAAGGUGGCCUUGGUCCAGAUGAUUACGAUAAUGAUGACGAUGAAGUCGAUGAUGAUUGCUUGGAUAUUGACGAUCGAGCUGGUGGAGUCGGUGGUGUAGGCAUCACAAACUCUGGCGGCUCCUUAGAUCUGUACAGACUUCGUCAAGUUAGCAAGGCCAAAUGA
This is a messenger RNA of Protopolystoma xenopodis, 447 nucleotides long. Lineage: Eukaryota; Metazoa; Platyhelminthes; Monogenea; Polystomatidea; Polystomatidae. The record is from the annotation of a GenBank genome assembly.